GAUGAAAGAAGAGGAAGAGUGAAUCCAAUACACUGCAUAUCAACAAAUCUUCCUAUUACCAUGAAUAGCUUUCCCAUUUCUUUGAAAGUUUCAGCAAGCGCCUAAGGAACAUUUUAAGAAUCUUAGUCUCAAAAAAUGGGUGAUUUUGAGAUCAUUUCUCAAUUCUCUUGGCCUUUUGGUUUGCAUAACUAGUCCAUUGGUGUAACAAUAACUUAAAGAGUUUUAAAUAAAUCUCUCUUUAAAGGGGGGUGGUGGUUGCCUGAGUGGCUCAGUGGAUUAAAGCCUCUGCCUUCUGCUCAGGUCAUGGUCUAGGGUCGUAGGAUCGAGCCCCACAUCAGGCUCUCUGCUCAGCAGGAAGCCUGUCUUCCUCUCUCUGCCUGCCUACUUGUGAUCUCUGUCAAAUAAAUAAAUAAAAUCUUUAAAAAUAAAAUAAAAGGAGGGAGGAGAAGAAAGAGAAAUAACCAGAAUGCAUCCAUAUCUAAAUGAGGACAAAUUGGAUAAAUAAGACGUUAUCAGCAGUUAGAUGCACAGCUGACAAAAAUUAUCUUCAGCUAGGCGUCCUUGAGGUCUGAUUACAGAAGUUACCCUAGCCUACCUACACACCUAAAAUUUAUUUAAAAGACUGAGCUAGGCCCUUCCUGGCUUUUUAGCAAGAAGACUGGUAGGGGGAAAUGUAUCCCUUGCUAGUUCUUCCAGGCCAUGGCGCUUCUCAGCAACUUCUUCCUUUGGUUUUUCUGCUUUUCCUGGCUGUGUUUUCCUACUAGGCUUGGUUCUCAGGCUUCUAGAGGAGAAACUCAGAUUGCAGCUGGUGCUGAGUUGAAGUCUAAGGCUGAGCCUUGGUCCUUGCUGCGGCCUCUAGAUGAAAGAGACAGAUCUGACUUCCUUUCUCCUGUUUUCAGGGUACUGUAUGAUGGGCAAGGUGGCACCCCUAGACUGCAGCCAGACUCCAGAGCUUUGCGCUACAUGAAGAGGCUCUAUAAGGCAUAUGCAACCAAGGAGGGAAUCCCUAAAUCUAACAGAAGUCCUUUCUACAACACUGUUCGGCUCUUCACAUCCUGUGCCCAGCGCAAGCAGGCUCCUGGGGACCAGGCAACAGGAUCCGUUCCAUCAGUGGAUCUGCUGUUUAACCUGGAUCGUGUUACUGCCGUUGAAAACUUACUGAAGUCAGUCUUGCUCUAUACUUUCAGCAACUCCAUUUCUUUUCCCUCUGCUGUUAAAUGUGUGUGCAACCUGGUGAUCAAAGAGCCAGAAUUUUCUAGCAGGACCUCCAGUAGAGCUCAGUCCUCAUUUAACUUUAACUUACAGUUUGAAAUUAAAAAGAAAUACAGAUGGUUUGAGGUUGAUGUGACCACUCCUCUUCGGCCUCUAGUGGCCUCCAACAAGAGAAGUAUUCACAUGUCUGUCAAUUUAACCUGCGAGAGAGGCCAGGGGCAGGAUUCUUCAGCCUGGGACAAGCCAUUUAACGUGACUCUUCUAGUGCCCCCCUCACUGCUUUUAUAUCUGAAUGACACAAGUGCUCAGGCUUAUCACGGGUGGUAUUCCCUUCGCUACAAACGGAGGCCUUCACAGCGUGCUGACCAGAAUGGUGGUCUGUCUGUCUGCUCCAAGGGAAAAGGGUCGGCUGAGGGUGUAAGAUCUUCCCGCCACCGGAGAGGUCGGGAAACUGUCAGCUUGGCAUUGAACAAGACUCUGGUUCCAACUUCUUUGAAUCUGAGUGAGUACUUUAAACAGUUUGUUUUUCCCCAACAUGAGUGCGAGCUCCAUGACUUCAGGCUUAGCUUCAGCCAGCUGAAGUGGGACAACUGGAUCGUGGCCCCGCACAGAUACAACCCUCGAUACUGCAAAGGGGAGUGUCCCAGGGCUGUUGGAUAUCGGUAUGGCUCACCACUUCACACCAUGGUGCAAAACAUCAUCCAUGAGAAGCUCGACUCCUCAGUGCCAAGACCGUCAUGUGUUCCUGCUAAAUACAGCCCUCUCAGUGUUCUGACCAUUGAGCCAGAUGGCUCAAUCGCUUACAAAGAAUAUGAAGACAUGAUAGCCACUCAGUGCACCUGUCGUUAACAUACGGUUCUGUAAGCUAAAACCUUGAGCCUCUUCUGCAAAGGACACACUGUGUGCCUCUCUGUGCCUUCAAGGGAGAGCGCUGUGUCAAAUGGCUGUAACCUGCUCUGUGAUGCGUAAGGAUGUUGUGAGCCCAUCCUGGGGCCUCCAUCAGUGUUAAGUAGUAACAUCUGCCUUUAUUUUCAAAUGUAAAAGAAAUUUCUUUGGAGGGCUUUAAAUUUUUGUUCCUGAGCGAUUUAUUUUUUCUUUGCAUUGGAGUCUUGUUUUUGAUAUAAGAAAAAAAAUCUUAAUGUAAAUCUUGGUUGGAAUUGCAGCUCUAAAUGAACAGUUCAGAGGGCUAUAGUUUUAUUUAAUAGAAGAAUAAAUUCCUCUCAGUGGCAUUAAUUGACCAUGUGUGUG
This is a messenger RNA of Mustela lutreola (European mink), 2460 nucleotides long. It is a transcript of the gene GDF9, whose product is annotated as growth differentiation factor 9. The transcript has 2 exons. Gene Ontology annotation, cellular component: extracellular region. NCBI's taxonomy places the organism in Eukaryota, Metazoa, Chordata, Mammalia, Carnivora, Mustelidae. Gene Ontology annotation, biological process: SMAD protein signal transduction; BMP signaling pathway. The coding region runs from base 700 to 2061 and encodes 453 amino acids. The record is from RefSeq and is a predicted model, not a curated record. Gene Ontology annotation, molecular function: growth factor activity; cytokine activity.